ACGUCAGCAAAAAUGAACACGACGUCCGAAUACGACGAUUUGUGCGCCUCUGCGAACUGGACGGACGACGCCGAGUGUGCGGCGCUGGAGGAGGGCUCGCUGUACCAAGUGCCAACAGCGAUGGUCGUGCUGCUGUCCAUCUGCUACGGAGCCAUCUCGGUGGUGGCCGUGGUGGGCAACUCGCUCGUCAUCUGGGUGAUCGUUUGCAGCAGGCGGAUGCAGCGCAGCGCUACCAAUUGCUUCAUCGCGAAUUUAGCCAUGGCAGACAUCGCCAUCGGCCUCUUCUCCGUGCCUUUCCAGUUCCAAGCAGCCCUCCUGCAGAGGUGGAACCUGCCCCACUUCAUGUGCGCCUUUUGUCCCUUUGUUCAGGUGCUGAGCGUUAACGUGUCGGUUUUCACGUUGACUGCGAUCGCCGUGGACCGGCACCGGGCCAUCAUAAAGCCGCUGCGCGGCGCCAGACCGUCCAGCCUGCGCGCCCGCCUCACCGUCGCCUCCAUCUGGGUGCUGGGCGGCGGGCUGGCCCUGCCGAUGACCAUCGCCAUGCGGGUCACCGAGCUGCACCAGGGCGGCGUGACCAAGCCCUUCUGCUACAACAUGAACCUCACCCCCGAGCAGAUGAUGCUGUACCGCAGGGUGCUGGUCGCGCUGCAGUACUUUGUGCCCCUCUGCGUCAUCAGCGUCGUCUACGCCAGAAUGGGACUCCGCCUCUGGGGCUCCAGGGCCCCGGGAAACGCAGAGAAUAUGCGAGACGCCAACCUACUCCGCAACAAGAAGAGGGUCAUCAAAAUGCUGGUUAUCGUCGUGGCCAUAUUCGCCAUUUGCUGGCUGCCGUUGCAGAGCUACAACGUGCUCCAGGACAUCUACCCCCAGAUAAACGGGUACAAGUACAUCAACAUCAUUUGGUUCUGCUGCGAUUGGCUGGCAAUGAGCAACAGUUGCUACAACCCGUUUAUCUACGGCAUUUACAAUGAAAAGUUCAAACGUGAGUUCCGGCAGCGGCUGCGGAUCCUGUGUCCGCGUCGGCAGUGGGAGCCGUCGGCCGCGGAGAACAGCUCGAUGGCGGGCAACGACGUGGAGCUGAGCGACUACGACAAGUCGCGCAAGGGCCGCAUCCUGACGCCGUUCAACGGCGGCACGAGCUACGUGUACCGCAGCGCCAGCGUCCGCUGCAAGGACAACGUGCACUACGGCGUGUCGGGCGCGGCGGCGUUCAAUCACGCCUCCACGUCCUCACCGCACACGUCCAACCACUUGAGAAUCUGCCAACACCAGCAACCGCACCAUCAACUGCACGAGCUUGACUUUUAAGUAAGAUCCUGGUGUGAAAUCAUCACCAUCACUCUUUGGCAGCUUAUCAAAAUAAUAAAUAAAUAAGCACAACAACUCGUCAAAAGGUUUGCAUUCGUCGACCGUAUGUGUCAUGUGAUUUUAAAAAUAUUUCAAGAAAUUUCCCGAUUCAGAGGUCAAAGUUGGCACAAGGUCUAGAAAAAUCGACAAAAUUUACACCUGAUCAGUAAAUUACUGGAUUAAAAAAUAACUCGAUAAAUUAGGACAUUUUAUUGGACUUUGAAGGUUGGAAUUUUCAAGGGGGUUGAAAUAUAGUAAUUUCGGGGAUGUUAUGAUCAUGUUAAUUUUGUUGACUUUUUUACCUUUAGUCAAACAACUGGUGACAUAUAUAUUUAAAAGGUGUGCGUUGCUCAAAACGAUGAUCUAAUUAAUGUUUCUCUAAUGGAAUUCGUGUUUUGAGCUUUUUGUGAUGUCAUUCCAACAGGUUUUAAUAAUCGUUUCAAUAUCGAGGAUGACACGGUGCUA
Molecule: messenger RNA, 1812 nt
Organism: Cloeon dipterum
Lineage: Eukaryota; Metazoa; Arthropoda; Insecta; Ephemeroptera; Baetidae
Product: neuropeptide Y receptor type 1-like
Exons: 5
Coding region: 13-1308 (431 amino acids)
Biological process (GO): G protein-coupled receptor signaling pathway
Cellular component (GO): plasma membrane
Molecular function (GO): neuropeptide Y receptor activity
Source: RefSeq, a predicted model, not a curated record